Molecule: messenger RNA, 1650 nt
Organism: Musca domestica (house fly)
Lineage: Eukaryota; Metazoa; Arthropoda; Insecta; Diptera; Muscidae
Exons: 3
Coding region: 1-1650 (549 amino acids)
Source: RefSeq, a predicted model, not a curated record
AUGUCACAAACACCAAUAUCAUCGAAACAAACUCUUGCAUUUCAAUCUGCAAAGAGAACCUUGACUGAAACUUCUCCCGAUGAAAUGCCAGGCUCGUCGAAAAAACUGGUGGGAAAUAUACAGGUUUCAGAUUUAAUGAAUAUGAUGCAAAAGUCAAUGGAAGGUAUUAUGGAUGAAAAACUCAAAAAUCUAGCUACAAAGAGCGAUUUUGAGGAUAUUAAAACUAACGUCGCAGAAAUCGAUAAGAAAUGUGAAGAUCUGAAAAAUGAAAAUGAAAUAUUACGAUCUGAAAUCAACAAGCUAAAAGCAGAACGCGAAAGAGACAAUGAAAAUUUAAGACGUCUAGUUGACCAGAGUAAACGCAAAAAUGUUAUAUUCAAAGGCAUUAAGAAACAAGGCUCACCGAAAAAUUCUGUUGAAAAUGUCUGUAUAAACGUUUUGAAACUUAAUGAUUUGAAAAUUAAAAUGGCAAGAACUUUAUAUACAAACAAUGGAAAAAUUGGAGUUGUAGCUGAAAUGCAGACGGAGGAAAUGAUCGAAAUUGAGGAAGACCAGAAAUCAACUUUUUAUGCGGGUUUGGAGGAAAGAAAAUCCAAGGAUGUCGAAAUAAAUACCAGAGGAAAGAAUUUCAUCGACUUUUGCUAUGAUCAUGGUUUGCUGAUAACAAAUGGCAUGACUAAAGGGGAUGAAUGUGGAGAAUUUACAUUUGUGAGCACAGUUGGAGCGUCAGUGAAUGACAUAUGCGCAGUCUCCCAUAAUCUUCUUUCAAACGUUGAUGAAUUUCGAAUCGAAAAUAAAACCUGGUCUGACCAUAUGCCAAUAAUAUUAUCAUUAAAUAUCAAACUACAAAACGAAAAAGAAACCUUAAAUACACUUCUGCCAAAGCUAAAGUGGAAUGCAAAUAAAGCAUCAGAUUAUCAGAAUAAAGUAUUGGAACUCAUCGAAAUAAGUGGUAAUCAAGGUACUUUUACCUUUUCAGAUGUAACGAAUCUUAUUAAAGAUGCAUCAAAAAUCUUCUUCAAAAAAACACCUAAUUUUGCGAAAAAUGAAAAAUGGUUCAAUACAAGAUGCUACAAUGCUAGAAAAACUUCCAUGAAGAAACUUAACAGAUUCCGGAAAGACUCUACAAUAGAGAACAAACGCAAAUACCUAGAAAGUAAUCGUAUAUAUAAAGAUGCAUGCCGAUUGGCUAAACUGCAAUAUUUCAGCAGUUUAGAAAGAAAACUUGAUAAUGUCAAAGAUAGCAAAGAUUGGUGGAAAAUAGCUAAGGAAAUCCGAAAUGAUACAAAUAAUCAAAGAGGAAUAUUCGUCGAACCAAACGACUUCAAACGGCAUUUUGAAAAAUUGCUCAACCCACCGCAAACAUCACCAGAUAUCCAGUACGCUCCAAACUUUUUCAUAGAUGAUGAUUUGGACAAGCCUAUUUCAAUGACAGAGCUAAAGAACGUCUUAAGAAAAUGUAAAGUAAAUAAAGCUCCAGGAGAAGAUCGUAUUCCAUACGAGUUCUACAAAAAUGCUCCAGAACAAUUGCUACAGGAAAUCCUGUGGCAUGUGUCGAGCAAGGAUGAUGAUGACGGCGACUACAACGCAGAUGAUGAUGACGAUGCUGCUGCUGCUCAAGCUGUUGGCAUUUUAGUGGGCGGCAUUUAA